AUGUCUAUUAAGAAGGAGGAAUCGAUGCUCGAAUUCGACCGGAAAGUACCAUCAGUCAUGAAAAUGGAACCAACGGGUAUGGACCUGAUAACGGUUGCUGGUCCGUGCAAAUCUCCAACAUCUGUGCUUUCGGGUUCAAACUUUCCCUCCUCGGCGCCCUGGUAUCAAAUGCCAGGGAACAAAGUAACACCAAUAGAUCCAUCACAUAAUACAAAUGCAACAUACCCAUACUUUGCAGCGCACUGUUUAGCGUCAAAUGCCUUCGAUCCGGGAGAAGAAUCAAACAAGACGAUGGAACCAACUGGCACACCCACUUUCCACAUCGUCGAUACAGCCCUAGAUUUGCGUAUGCAUCAGAACACGUAUGCUGGAUUGUGCGUACCUCAGGAACAAGCAGCCGCGUUUGACGCACAAAACCCAGUCACUUAUUGGAACGACUGUAAUGAAGAGUGUGAAACUACCGCGAAAUUAAUGUGCUCAUUUGCAUUCCCCGAUUCUGUCCAACUAGAACCUUUGGCCGCUCUGCAGUCACAGUUCGCACCGAAAGUCGAACCCCAAGAGAGCCUAAAUUCUAGGGUCCCCGAAUUGAUUAAUGCUCUUCGUUCCGUGCUUUUUACUCAGUACUUCCGGGCGUGGUAUAAUUACACCCUAAUGGAUCAACCGUCACUCAUUCCAAUAAGUUCAAGUAGAUGGUCAGUUAUGCAGCCGGAGUAUCAUAUGCAAAACAAUUAUCAAGUCCCCAGCUUAUGUUCUUCGGAUUCAGCUAGCAAUGUUCUUGGUAGACUGCUUGAUACAACCAAUUCCCUAACUUCAUCUCUAUGGAACUCUGCCCUCUCACACGUGAACGAUCAAGGGGAAGUAUUUGCCACUGCGGAGGCCUUCUGCAACCGUUAUUCCCCCCCACUGAACUUUAGCGCAUUCGCCAUGGAUCAGAAUAUGUUGUGUCCCAUAUGCCGCAAAUGUUUUCGGUUUGAGAAAAAUUUGCUACGUCAUCUGCAAAAAGCCCACGCGACAGGUACCGGGGAGUCUGUGCUCAAAUGCAAACUUUGCAACUACACAACCAGACAUUACAGCAAUAUGUACGUUCACAUUCGAACACAUACUGGUGAGUCCGUAUUAUGCUAUGCCUUGAUCUGUUACAUUUUCUCACCAUAA
Molecule: messenger RNA, 1155 nt
Organism: Dicrocoelium dendriticum
Lineage: Eukaryota; Metazoa; Platyhelminthes; Trematoda; Plagiorchiida; Dicrocoeliidae
Source: the annotation of a GenBank genome assembly